GACGGAGCGCUGGGGCCAUCACAACAGCCGUGUCUUCCACGAUGAAGAGAUAGGAAAAUCAUCGAGGUUGAGUACGAGGUUGACAACGAAAUAAAUCAUCCCGGUGGUACAUUCGGCCUGGAAGAAAUCGAGGAAGAGGAGUAAAGGCCGAUCAUGGCCGGUAGGGGUAGGAGAAAAAAGUGAUGUAAAUAGUCGGUGUGAACAGUGACCAUUAACUAUUGAUGGUAUACACUCAUCUAACUUCGAAAUGCCGAAUGGUACGACAGGCUGCCUCGUUCUGGUGGCUAUUCUCUGGAUAGGAUCCGUUACUUCGCGAUUUACCGGAUUUAAUAGAAAAUACAGUAGAAGUGGUAUCAUUUAUCCACAGCGAUAUCACAGGCAAUCACAGAUUUCCGAUAAUGACCUGGUGAACAGCAGUGCAGAGACAUUCAUUGAAUUAGUGUCUCAAGCCGGAUAUGAAGCCGAGGAACACGCCGUCACGACGGAAGAUGGGUAUAUACUGACGGCACAUAGAAUACCAAGUGGUCCAAAGUCACCCGCAGCUAAUGGAAAACCUGUGGUCCUUCUGCUUCAUGGGCUUCUUGGAGCCUCCGACGUUUGGGUCCUUCGAGGAUCACGACGAGAUCUAGCUUUCAUGCUGGUCGACGAGGGCUACGAUGUCUGGGUCUUCAACGCCCGGGGAAAUUUCUACUCGAGACGUCACGAGAGACUGUCCCCGGAUAACGCACAAUUUUGGAGAUUCAGUUGGCAUGAAAUCGGCACUUACGACACAGCAGCGACGAUCGACUACAUUCUAUCGAUAACUGGACAAUCCCAAGUGUCCCUGGUGGGAUACUCAAUGGGAGGUACAGUGGAACUGGUUCUCUUAUCGAAACGACCGGAGUAUAAUUUGAAGGUGAAUGUGGUCCUGCUGUGGGCACCAGUGGCGAUCGUCACUCACGAUCUUCCGGGUUUAUUUGCCUCCGUUGGAAUUCGAUACGGAAACCAAAUCGAGGAUGCCCUCCGAUUGCUCAACCGACACGAACUCUUCUCCCGAAAUUCUAUCAACAUGAGCACUUACGCCAGAUUAUGUCUGAGCAGAAGUACUCAAUCAAUCUGCCAGAGGCUGGUGCAGUACCUCACUGGAUUAACCAACUUCGAGGCAUUCGAUCUGGUCAUGCUGCCACGUUUGCUGAAUCAUUACCCCCAAGGCACGUCUGUGGAUACAUUCAUGCAUUAUCGACAAAUAACUAUCAGUGGAAAAUUUCAGCAAUUCGAUUUUGGACCGAAGGAGAAUUUAUUCAAGUAUCAGAGUGUGAAACCUCCAGAGUAUCCACUUGAUAAAAUAUCUGCCCCGUGUUAUCUCUAUUACGCGGCUAAUGAUCCUUUCACUACGAGAACAGAUAUUGAUGCAGUGAGAAAUAAAUUAUUGACAACAACAGUGAGAGAAAUUCAACACUCGAAAUUCAGUCACCUCGACUUUCUUUUCCUCAAUGAAACUGAAAAGUUCUUGUAUAAUGACGUACUCAACGUUUUGAAUGACCACAACAUCCCAUUCAAUGGGACGCAAAAUAUUAUCAACGCCUGAAGAAUUUGUAUUAAUCAUAUUUCAUAGAUUCCAAUAUACAGACUGUGCCAUUAACUUGUUAAUACUCAAACUACCUCUGUAGAUAAUUCCGAUUAAUAACUCGAUAUGUUAUUACAUUGAUUAUUGACAUUACACUUGCAUUCGAGAAACAGUAGAAUAAUAAGAUUCCAUUCAUAAUAUGUUCUUAAAAAUGAAAUAUACCUU
This is a messenger RNA of Fopius arisanus, 1771 nucleotides long. Its product is annotated as lipase 3. The record is from RefSeq and is a predicted model, not a curated record. Gene Ontology annotation, biological process: lipid metabolic process. Gene Ontology annotation, molecular function: hydrolase activity, acting on ester bonds. NCBI's taxonomy places the organism in Eukaryota, Metazoa, Arthropoda, Insecta, Hymenoptera, Braconidae. The transcript has 9 exons. The coding region runs from base 248 to 1567 and encodes 439 amino acids.